UCUUCUCGCUCGAGUCACCCACAGUUAGUUCUGCUCCCUCUAUAGUCUGCACUUUCGCGCGCUCACCCCGCAUACAGCAUCAUGUCGACGCCGACUACAUCUGGUCGUGGCACCCCGCCUGUGCCCCAGGGCGCGGGUAACCCUACCGGCACGCCUGUCCUUGCGCCCACGCGAUCUUCGACGGGCAAGGAUGGAACAAGCAGCAAUCUCGGAACCUUUGGGGUCAAGUCCGGACUAGCCCAGAUGCUCAAGGGUGGUGUUAUCAUGGACGUCGUGAACGUGGAGCAGGCUCGUAUAGCGGAGGAAGCAGGUGCUUGCGCCGUAAUGGCUCUAGAACGUGUCCCCGCCGACAUACGUGCCAACGGUGGUGUCGCCCGGAUGAGCGACCCCAAAAUGAUCAAGGAUAUCGUCGAUGCCGUGACGAUCCCCGUCAUGGCCAAGGUGCGCAUCGGGCACUUCGUCGAAGCUCAGAUCCUCCAAGCCGUCGGGAUCGACUACAUCGACGAGUCCGAGGUGCUCACACCCGCAGACGAAGAGCACCACAUCAACAAGCACCCGUUCAAGGUGCCCUUCGUCUGCGGCGCGCGCAACCUCGGCGAAGCCCUCCGCCGUAUCUCCGAAGGCGCGGCGUUCAUCCGCACCAAGGGCGAGGCGGGCACGGGCAACGUCGUUGAGGCCGUCCGCCACCAGCGCGCGGUCUUGAGUGAGAUUAGGAAGGCGAGCGUGAUGAACGAGGAGGAGCUGUAUGCGUAUGCGAAGGACCUCCAAGCACCGUUCCACCUCCUGAAGGAAACGGCGAGGACGAAGAAACUACCCGUGGUCAACUUCGCUGCUGGCGGCAUCGCCACCCCGGCGGACGCUGCGCUCAUGAUGCAACUCGGUUGCGACGGAGUCUUCGUUGGUUCCGGUAUCUUCCACUCUGGCGACCCAGCCAAGCGUGCACGGGCCAUUGUCCAGGCCGUUACCCACUACAACAACCCCAAAAUCCUCGCCGAGAUCUCGGAAGACCUAGGUGAGGCGAUGGUCGGGCUCACUAUCACCGACGACAUCAAGGGUGGAAGGCUCGCGUCGCGCGGAUGGUGAGGUCUGAGGUCUCCCAGUACAUGUCAGUCUAUGGAUCUUCUUGAGGACCCUCGGGCAUAAGGUCUGGCUGGCUCACAGUCGACUAGCACACGUACUCAGUCACGGUAGGGCAUACUACUAUCAUAUGUAGCAAAAAAUGCAUGUUGUACCAUCACGUAGAGCGGCUACGGCCGAUUCGAAUAACAAAAUGGGAUUUACUAUAUCCAC
Messenger RNA from Fomitopsis serialis, 1290 nucleotides. RefSeq names its product vitamin B6 biosynthesis protein. NCBI's taxonomy places the organism in Eukaryota, Fungi, Basidiomycota, Agaricomycetes, Polyporales, Fomitopsidaceae. Gene Ontology annotation, molecular function: amine-lyase activity. The record is from RefSeq and is a predicted model, not a curated record. The transcript has 11 exons. The coding region runs from base 82 to 1083 and encodes 333 amino acids. Gene Ontology annotation, biological process: pyridoxal 5'-phosphate biosynthetic process; pyridoxine biosynthetic process; amino acid metabolic process.